Cotesia congregata is the source of this 3393-nucleotide messenger RNA. The record is from the annotation of a GenBank genome assembly. Lineage: Eukaryota; Metazoa; Arthropoda; Insecta; Hymenoptera; Braconidae.
AUGGAUGACGCUGAACUCUCUGUGAGUAAUAGUAAUAGAAAUGAAGUUUUAAGUCAAUCCUACUCCCAAGGGCUUGAAAGGAUUAGUUGUAAAAAUGCCACAACAGAUUAUCAACUUCCAGCCGGUUUGAUUCGGAUGCGUGAAGAUCAAUGGGAGGAAUUUUUCAAGAGAUAUGACAAAGAAUUAGGAGAAGACCUGGAGAUAGAUUUACACACAGACUAUGACGAAGAGGAAGGAAAUAAGAACGCCGAGGAAAACUCAGCCGAAGAGAGUGACUUUAAUUUGCGCCAGCUCGACUCCGACGUAGAAGAGUCCGAAGACUCCGACGACGACGACGAUGACGAAGAAGAAGAAGAAGAAGAAGAAGAAGAAGAGGAAGACGAAGAGCAGUAUUUUGAGAAAAACCGCGCUCCUCUUCGUAAGACUCCCAAUUUAAUCCAGUACUGGAUCGACACCGGCCGUCCUCCGAUUCUGAUGACCGAGGAGCCGGAGGAGUUCAGAGAAUUAUUAGGUGAAGACAAUCCCCAGCCUGCAGUGGGUAAGAUAAAAACAUUUAACUCUACGGAGGCUGAAGCGAAGCGUCCCAGUAAUUCAGUAUUCAGUUCUGUGGACACUGCAGCUUAUAUUCUCUCCAACACAAAUGUUACAGCCAAGGCUGAGACAAUCGCCAUUGUUGAAGGUGCUAAGUCUCUUGAUUUAAAUGACAUUAAUGUUAACGUUAAUUCCGAAGUGCCAGACUUAUUUAAUGGAAUUGCUUGUGAUAAAAAUUCGAGUCCUUUAAAAAAUAGUCCCCUUAAAAAGCAUCACAGUCCGAAUAAAAAUAUUAAGGCUCUUAGAAUUAUUAAAUCUUCUCCAGUAAAAGAAAUUGAAGCUCUAAUUGAGGCUCCAAAAAAUUUAGAUGUAAAUAAUAGUAAUAAUAUUAAUGAUAAUAAUCAAAAUAGCAAUACAAUUUUUAAAGAGAAGGAUACUAAUAAUUUAAAACCGAGAUUAAAUAAUAAUCCAAUUGCACAAUGUAGUCCUAAAAUAGCAGACGUUCUUCCAACGCACGAGGAUCCAACCAGAGCUAAGGUCAUUGAGUCUUCGAAUAUUUCCAAAGAAUACGACAAUGAAAACUCCCUUAAAUCAUUGAAGAUCAAUUGGAAUAAUAAUAACAACAGUAAGGUUGACUUUACUGUUAACAACGGCCGUAAAACAUUGAAGAAAAAAUUGUACACCCAGCGUAACUCUCCGGUAACUAUCGUACCCACUACUCCGAUAAGCGUGCACAGUAAUUUUAAUGACAGUGAUUAUUUUGAGAGUAGUAAUAAAAUAAAUUAUGAAACAGAGUCUAAUAAAAUGCUCGGAAAAUUGCAUCCUGUUUUUGCGACGCCUUUUAAUAAGAAGAGUAAAGUUAAGAAGAUAAAACGGGCUAGCUGGGCUCGAAGGAUGAGCCGGUAUUCUAAAAUUAAUAAAAGUUCUGAAGCUGAUGAGACUAUUGCUCCUGGUCCUGAUAAUAGUGUAGAAAAUAAUUCUCAGGAGGAGGAUAGUAAAUUAAAUUCUGAGAAAAAAGAGAAGGAGGAUAAGAGUGCAGAGAAGAAGAAGAAGAAGAAGAAGAAGAAAUUAAUUAAGGCGAAGAAAAUUAGGCAAAGUAUCAGGCCGAAGGAAUUGAUUAAUUAUGGUGAAGUUUUUUCUGAGGAAGAGAAGCUUUAUAAGAGUAAGAAAAAAAAUUUGGAGGAAACAGAGGCUUUGGAGGAAGUUAAAAGCAAAGAAUUAGAUGAGAAAAAAAAUAAUGAGGCUUGUGAUUUACUUAAAAUAUGUAAAAAAUUGACAAUUAAUUUAGAACCGCUGCCUGAUAAUUAUUUAAAAAAUAAGUCUAAAAAUGUAGAAAAUGAAAUUCAGAACUUAGAAGAUUCACUGGAGAGUGAUGGAAGCACGAUACUUAUGUAUGAGUGUGCUUUAAAUGGCAAGGAUGUAAAUACGGAUACUGAAACUGGGACUGAAGUAAGUCGGCAUGAGUCUGAAGAUGAUAAAUCACAGAAAUUAGGGAUUGAAUCGGUGAAAAAGUCUAGGAAAUUUGUUCAGAGGUGUUUGGGUUCUUUGAGUGAUAAGAAUUUAACUGAAAUUGGAGCUGGGAAUAGUAUCAGCGCGAAGAUCAAUGAUACUGAUGAUGAAGAUGAUGAUUUGGAGCUUGGAAAAGCGAGUAGUGUCACGAUCCAGAGCUCGGAUGUAAAAGCAACGGAUAAGAAUUUAAAAGAGCGACUUAUAUCGUUUUCUUCUGACGAAGAAGACGAUUUUUUGAAGAUUCUGAGCAAGAAUCAAUCCCAGGCGAGGAUGAGUGUGUCUAAAUUGGAUGGUUCGAAAAAUUACGAUAGCCUUGUUAGUGAUUUGGCGGGAGAGUCGAGAGUAAGGUUGUCAUCUUUGGUGGCCACGCCGAUGGCGGUGCUGAAAAUUGUCAGCGAUUCGGAGGACGAACAGCUGAUUAGUCAAGAUGAUCUGAAUGUUAAGAGGAGAUUGAGUGGUGUGAAACAGGAAAAGUCUCCGAAGAUUAGGAGCAAGAGGUUGAAGAUGUUGGACAAGAGAAAAGGAAGAUUUAGUUGCGGAGGGGAUAAAAUUGAAGAGUCGGGGGAAAGUUUGAAAAAAAUUGGGGACUUUAAUGGACUUACUGAUAAUCGAGAUAAUAAUUUGAGUUUGGAAGCGGAUAAAGCGGAAUUUAAGGGGAAAAUAGUAAAUGGAGAAGAAGAAGAAGAAGAAGAAGAGAAGGAUUUGAAGAAGACGAGGAAGAAAAAUAAAUUUGGUAAAUCUUUGGUUCAAACUUUUGGUAAAAAACGUUUGAGUAAAAUUGCUGAGUUUGAUUCUUCUGAUGAACCUUUAGUGAGUCCGCCGAAAAAAAUAAAAAUUAGUGAAGGAAAAUUAGAAGCCAGCGGGGAUGGUAAUUCUGAAUUAAAGAGUAUUAAAUUAGGUUUUAAAAAUUCUAAAAUUAGAGAUAAUAAAGGUUUAGAUAGUUCAAAGGGUAAAAAAUUGGAAGAAAUAAAUUGUAAAUUAAAAUUAAAAGAAGUACAAAGUCCUGGGACUGAUUUACAAUCAAAUUUUAAGACUCCGGUGAAUAAAAUAAUUAAGAGUAAUGUUAAUAGUAAUAGUAAUAAGAAACGAGUUUCUUUCUCUGCUACGAAACUAGAAAAAAUACUUGUAUACGACAGUGACAGCUCUGAUGACAGUUUGUUUAUUUCAAAUAAAUCUCCCAAUGGGAACUUUGAUAAAAUAACUAAUAAUAAUAAUAAUAAUAAUUCAAGUUUUGAAAAUGGAAAAAUAAGCUCAAAUAAAAGAAUAACUUUUUCUAGUUCGGGGUGUAGUUUAGCGAAUAUAAAAGUAUUUUCUAGCAGAUUUGUCAGUGAUUCUGAUGACUCGAAUGAUUGA